This is a messenger RNA of Kogia breviceps (pygmy sperm whale), 3284 nucleotides long. The record is from RefSeq and is a predicted model, not a curated record. NCBI's taxonomy places the organism in Eukaryota, Metazoa, Chordata, Mammalia, Artiodactyla, Physeteridae.
GCUGGUGACACCCGCAGCUCCUCAGACGUUAACAUUCUGUGUAAUGACUCUGCUGAACCCUGUGGCCAGGACCCUUCUGAAGAGGGGCUGUUUGAGGAGGUUCCCGUGGUGUUUGAGGACGUGGCGGUGUAUUUCACCCGGGAGGAGUGGGCCGCGCUAGGCAAGCGGCAGAAGGAGCUGUACAGAGACGUGAUGCGGACGAAUUACGAGCUCUUGGCGUCGCUGGGGCCUGCUGCCGCCAAACCAGACUUGAUCUCAAAACUGGAGCGGAGAGCUGCACCCUGGAUCAAGGACCCAGACGGACCAAAGUGGGGGAAAGGCCGUCCUCCAGGGAAGAAGACGACGGUGGCCAUUAGAGAGGCACACACACAGGCCUCAGCCGUAGACUCUACACUGCUUCCUGCUCCUGCCAUGGGGACGUGCACCUCCUACUGCAGUCCCAGCCUUUGUGCAGCAGAAGCAGAUGGACGGGGGAAAAUCAAGAGGACUUACAGACCCCGCUCGAUUCAGAGGUCGUGGUUUGGGCAGUUCCCGUGGCUAGUAAUUGACCCCAAAGAGGCCAAACUCUUCUGCUCAGCUUGCAAAGACAGACCUAGUCUUCACGACAGAUCAUCCCGGUUAGUCCGAGGUUACACGGGUCCUUUUAAAGUGGAGACUUUAAAGUACCAUGAAGUCAGCAAAGCACACAAGCUCUGUGUCAACACCCUGGAUGUCAAGGAAGACAGCCCGCAGGCCGCCCUCGUCCCCGAGAUCUCCAGUGACCUGAUGGCCGGCAUGGAGCACUUUUUCAAUGCCGCCUAUUCCAUCGCGUACCACUCGAGGCCCCUGAACGACUUUGAGAAGAUCCUGCAACUCCUCCAAAGCACCGGGACCGUGAUUCUGGGCAAGUACCGCAAUCGCACCGCCUGCACUCAGUUCAUCAAAUACAUCGCCGAGACCCUGAGGAAGGAGAUCCUCGAGGAUGUCCGGAGCUCCCCGUGCGUGGGCGUGUUGCUGGACGGCGCCACGGACACCUCCGGCCAGUCCUGUGUGGGCAUUUACAUCCGCUACUUUAAGGGGACGGAGGUGAAGGAGUCUUACAUCACUCUGGCCCCACUCUACAGCGAGACGGUGGAUGGGUACUUUGAGACCAUCAUCUCUGCCCUGGACGAACUGGACAUCCCCUUCCGGAAGCCUGGCUGGGUGGUGGGCCUGGGGAUGGACGGCUCCAGCAGGCUGAGCUGCAGAGGGGGUCUGGUGGCGAAGCUCCAGGACAUCGUCCCCCGGCUGCUGCCCGUGCAUUGUGUGGCCCACCGGCUACACGUGGCCGUGCUUGACGCCUGCGGAGGCAUCGACCUGGUCAAGAAGUGUGAGCGGCACGUCCGCACCGUCUUCAAGUUCUACCAGUCCUCCGGCAAAAGGCUGCAUGAGCUGCAGGAAGGCGCGGGCCCGCUGGGGCAGGAAAUCAUCCGCCUGAGGGACCUGCACGCCGUCAGGUGGGUGGCCAGCAAGAGGCGCACGCUGGACGCGCUCAUCGUGAGCUGGCCCGCCCUGGCCAGGCACCUCCAGAGCGUGGCGGAAGCAGGUGGCCAGGCCGGGCACAGGGCCAAAGGCGUGCUGAAGCUGAUGAAGGGCUUCCAUUUCGUCAAGUUCUGCCACUUCCUCUUGGACUUCCUGAGCAUCUACAGGCCUGUGUCCGAAGUGUGCCAGAAGGAGAUCGUGCCGAUUACGGAGGUGAACUCCACGCUCGGACGGGCCUACGUAGCCCUGGAGACCCUCCGCCACCAGGCAGGACCCAAAGAGGAAGAGUUCAAUGCUGGCUUCAGGGAUGGGCGGCUCCACGGCAUCUUCUUGGACAGAAUGGAGACGGCAGAACAGCGGUUCCAGGCGGACAGGGAGAGAACGAUCCUGACUGGGAUCGAAUACCUCCAGCAAAGGUUUGACGUGGACCGUCCCCCGCAGCUCAAGAACAUGGAGGUGUUUGACGCCAUGGCUUGGCCAAGCGGCAUGGAACUGGCCGGUUUCGGGAAUGAUGAUAUUCUUGCCCUGGCCAGAUACUUUGAACGCUCACUGCCCCCAGGAUACAGUGAGGAAGCACUGCUGGAGGAGUGGCUGGGCCUGAAAGCCGUCGCCGAGAACCUGCCGUUCUCCACGCUGUGCAGGAGCGCCCUGGCCCAGCACCGCCGCUUCCCCCUGCUCAGCAGGCUCGUGGCGGUGGUGGUCUGUGUGCCCGUCUCCACCUCCUGCUGUGAGCGCGGAUUCAGUGCCAUGAACCGGAUCCGGACCGACGAGAGGACCAAGCUCUCCAGCGAGGUGCUGAACAUGCUCCUGAUGACAGCGGUGAACGGCGUGGCGGUCACAGAGUACAACCCCCAGCCCGCCAUCCAGCACUGGUACCUGACCUCCUCGGGCCGCCGUUUCAGCCACGUCUACACCUGUGCCCGGGUGCCAGCCCGCUCCCACACAAGGGCGGGGCUCAGGAAGGAGAAGAUGGGAGCGCUCCGCCUGGAGGAGGCCGUGACCCGGAAGCCGCCCAUCCCGUCCUAUGGGGAACCCAUGGAGGUCCUGACGGACUGCAUCCUAGAGCCGCGCCACGGACUCCUGUGUCCCCACCCCAGCCAAGAGUCCCUGGGCUGUCCUGAUAAAGCGCUCCUGGCCUUCCUUUAGGAUGAGGCAAGCUGAACCCCUUGGCACAGAGCAAUCAAGAAAGGUUAUGCUCCUGCAGCUCCCAGACAGGGGAGGAGUGUUUCCCUGGAGGGGGCCUGGCGAUUUCCACCAGUCGCAGCCCUUGUGUUGUGCUGAGCCCGGGUUUUCUACGGAGCAGAGCGGACAGGACAAGUUGGCACUCGGGGGGCUCGGGAUCCUGUCCCAGCUCUGCUGCAGGCAGUGGUUCGACCAUGAUUAAUCCCUUCCUCUUUUCUGUGCCUUGGUGUCCCUCUCCAUGAAGUGGCAGUAGAGAAUCCAAGUGCCCGCUGGUGCCCCAGCUGCCACAGGACUGAUGGAUGACAGCGCCUCCAGCUCUGAAAGGCGGCCCUCAGGCUGCAGAGUGGACUUGGCUGCCUUCAGCCCUCGUCCUUGUCCCUUGCCACCAACGUCCUUAUUAUGGGAAGAGGUGCUCUCUCAACAUGCCCUCGGCAUAAUGGUCUAGUCCACUCUUCCCAAAGUUGCCCUGGGGACCAGCCUGGGGAUCACUAGGGGUGUCUGUUUGAAUCUGUUUCACCCCAGACCCACCUGAUCAGGUCCCCGGGAGUGUUUCCAGCAAGGCCCCCCGGAACUUCGUGGGCUCACUCAAGUGUGAGAACCAC